Molecule: messenger RNA, 3897 nt
Organism: Chironomus riparius
Lineage: Eukaryota; Metazoa; Arthropoda; Insecta; Diptera; Chironomidae
Source: the annotation of a GenBank genome assembly
AGAAAACAUUGAGAAAUGACUUUCACAUUAAAUUCGUUUAAUUAUAGUUUAUAAGUGUUCUUUAAUGAUUUAAAAUAGUGUAAGAGCAGGAGAAACGAAUCUACAACAUGAAGAAAGUGAAGCAUGAGGUGGACGACUUAAAAAACAAGUUUUUAAACUUGAAACAAAAUCUUUUAAGACAACCAAUACAAAUUCCACAAAUGGGAUUUUCUGAUCAUACACUUCACAAUUUAUCUCUAAUACCUGAAUCUUAUGCAAGUAGUCGUAAAAAUAGUAAAAUUGAUGGUGAUGAAGACAAUGAAAAUAGCACAAAAUUAUCGGAUCAGGAGUUAUUGGAAACAACUGAGGCGAUAUACUUUACGGACAAUGUUGAUAUGGAGCUUUAUGAAAUUAAGAAAUUAACUGAGAGUGGAGAGCCUUUAAAAUUGGAUCAAAUUGAACAAAAUAUGGUAAAUUUGAAAAAUCAACAUAAAGUGAUUUCUAAAAAAGUGCUCCAAUUAAUACUAGAGAAAAAGUCGGAAUGUAAUAGAGAGUUUCAGAAUGUUAAUGAGACGGAAAAGAUGUUGCAGGAAACUAUUUGGACGACACAAAAAACUCGAUCGUACUUAAAUUUUGCUAAGAAGCAUUUGACGACAUCUAGUCUAGAAAUUCUUGGUGCUUAUAAGAAAAGGCAGACUUUAGUGGAUGUUUUAGAGAUUCUUAAAUUCUUACAGGAACUAAAGUCAACAAAUCAAAAUAUAGAUGAAUUACUUAAAGUUGGAAAUUAUUCUGAGGCAAUUAGCUUGCUUUUACAAAACAAGAAUCUUUCAGAAAAGUAUUCAGAAUAUACAUGCACAGAGUCAUUUAAGCAGAAAUUACAAGAUACUUUAGAUUCAACUGAAAUUGCCCUAGAUAAUGCACUAAAUGGAGUUACACAAAAGUUUGAUCCCAAAGUUUACUCUGAAUUAAUAAAUGCAUAUAAGCUAUUAGGUAAAGCUCAUUUGGCGAUGGAUCAACUGCACAUGAAUUUCAUAUCAGCUAUCCAUACAUCAGCAUUUAAUGUAUUGAAAGAGAAUUUAGAUCAAAUAGCACCAGAUCAGAAGUUAUUAUUUGAGCAAAUGUGCGAGAGUUUAAGUUACGAAAAUUUGCCAAAUUGCUUAAACCGAUUAUGUAAAUCAUUUUGGCAAAUACUUGUGUGCUUCUAUCAAGUGAAAUUGUGGCAUCAGAAUUAUAAACUAUACAAGAAACAAGAGCAAACAACAAGUGACGUAAAUGAGCGUGAUAACGAGACAUUUAACGAUGAUUAUAUACAUGAAAAAUUGAAAAAGGGUCAAAUAAGAAUCUGGAGUGAUAUACAGGCAAAAAUGACUAUUUUUAUAUCAAGCACUAAGCUAUCACAAUUAAAGUAUGAGAGCUUUAUUCAAAUUUUGUCGAUUGUACAGCGUAUGAAGAAAGUCGGAUAUGAAUUUUGUGAUGAUAAUUCACAGAAAAUGCUCGAUGCGAUGAAAAAUCAAUGUAUUGAAUUCUUUAAACGUUAUCACGUAACAUGCUUGGAUGAAAUAAAUCUCUUCAUAGAGCACGAAGUGUGGGUUCAAGUACAAUGUUUCAACAGUGUAUUACAAUUACAAGAAUACAAGUCAACUAAGCGUGCGAUAAAACGUUAUUCGAAUGAUAAAAAAAGUGAGAAUGAAUCUCUAGCGACAACUGCCGUUUUGUCAGUAAAUAACUCGCCCACAAAACGUGCGCUGGAUGAUUCAUCCGUAAAUUCACAAGAUGAGAGUUCUAUUUAUGGAUCUUGUGGAUAUUUCGUAAGGUUUUCCGAGAAAAGUUCACCAUUUGAGAUUCCAUAUGAUCAAAAAAUGUUAGAAGAAGACUUUUUGGCUGGAAUUGCCGACGAGACUUCAUGCUAUUAUUCUGAAGAUAGUUCCGAUAACGAUAAUGAUAAUAUAACACAGAUUAAUAAUAAUAAUAACAAUAAUAAUAUCGAUAGCUUAUCCUCAAUGACAGUAAAUAAUACGAGUUUAAAUAUUUUAAGAAUUAUCGGACGUUACCUACAAAUGUGCCGACUUCUUUAUGCAAUUGCACCCCACAUAAUAUAUUCCAUGACUGAAUUAAUUGAUUUUUAUCUUUAUGCAAUUUAUGAGAUUUUUGCAAAAGAUUUAUCCGUGCCUAGCGAAGCGUUACAUUCGUCUGAAUUAACAUGUAAUUUAAAGCGAAUAUCUGAAACUGUUAUAUCCAAAAUGCGUAAAUGGCCACCAUCAAUGCAAAUGAUUGAGUAUGAUUUAAAGGACUCGGAGCAAUUUUUCGCAUUAUCCAAACGAAUUAAUGCAGUUGAAAGUUGUAAUUCAAUUAUUGAGCAAUUCACAUUCAUUCAUGGCUAUUUGGAUCAUCUAAUUGAAUCAACGAAGGCUACGGCUGAGGAAGUUGAAAGUGAACAUCAAUCAUUGAAAAUUUAUAUCAACGAAAUGACAAAAUGUGUCGAGGACGUGCGCAAGCCAAUUUAUAUAGCUGUAACAACUCGAGCUAUUGAUAUCCAUGCGACAAUAAUGUCCAUUAAUAAAGUAAAAUGGGAUAUUGGACAUGUAAUGGUUGAGCAUAAUGCAUAUGUUGACGUCUUAAAUAGGUCAUCACAAUUGUUUGCUAUGCGCUUGGAAGAAAUGUCAUCGUCAAUAACAAUACCUAAAGAAGCCCUAUGGGACAGUUAUGCACAUGUAGUCACGCAUGUUCUCGUUGAAGGAUUUGCGAAUGCCAAGAAAUGUUCAGCAGCUGGUCGAGCGUUAAUGCAACUUGACUUUACUCACUUCUUAUCUGUUUUGGUGACUUUAUCAGGAACGAAACAUCCACAGCACCAACAGUAUGUUGAUCAAUAUAUUAAAGCUUUUUAUUUGGGAAGUGCUUUAGAGGAAUUUAUUACAACACAAAAGGCAUAUAGUUGUAAGCACAUGGUAGGAUUAAUUAAUUGCGCAUGUAACGAUAAAAAAUUACGACAAAAAUUAUUGAAUCUCGUUGAAAAUAUGAACGAGACUAGAAAUUAAACUAUUUCACUACUUUUAUUAUUGAAUUCGAAUGUCUCUCAUGCAUAUAGGUUGUGCAAUUUCAUCUGAAUGAUGAUUUUUAAUUUUUUUCGAACAUUCUUUAACUUGUUACUAAUUAUUGUACUUAUUGUAGUAAUUUAUUCUCGAAAGUAUUUAUUUCAUUCCAAAUUAUGAAUAUAAAUGUUUAUUUAAUGUUCUCUAGAAAAAAAAGACAUGACUGAAAUGGAAGAUUUAGACUAAUUUUCUCAUUUUCAACUGCGAAACUAUAUUAUUUUAUUCUAAAGAGAUUAUAAUUUACUCUAAUACUUAGCGAAUCUCAAAAAUAGUAAAAUCAAGCACGGUAUGAGAACAAUAUUGAAAUUCUAACGGUUUUUUAAAAUUCAAAACAUUUUAAAGCUGAAAGUUCAAAAAACGGAUUUUUUAAGCUCAUAAUUCAAAUUAACGGACUAUUUUAGUUCAAAAUUCAACAAAAAUUACGUUUCAAGUUCAAAAUUCAAAUUAACGGUCUUUUGAAGCUGAAAGCAUUAAAAAUCUAUCAUUCUCAUAUACAACACAUUACUCAAUAGCAAAUGAUCAAAAAUAGGUGAUUCAGAACCGAUUUAUAAUGUUUUCAUUUAUUCAACCCUCUUUUAAUAAAUAGUUACUUCUUAAACCGUGCUUGCAUACCAAAUUGAUGCAAAUUUAUGCUUAAAAAAAGACAUUAGACACUGUUAGACACCAUAGAAAUGCAUUUUUGAAUCUUCUAAUAUGUAACGCAUUUGACAAAAGUAUCCAAAAUGUAUCCUUUAUUUAACGUACACUGUGGCUGAAUCUUGAUUGAUUUAAUCUUUUAAAAACAUUUUUUUAUGUUUUACUUUGUAGUAAUUUGAUACAUCAAUCAAGA